UACCAGGGCAUGCCUAGCCUCGCCAGGAUCCUGGGGCAGUUUGACCUUUUUGUGAAUGGUACUUUGGGUCUCAAAACGAAAACCACCCCCUGUGGUUCCCGCACCUUCCUCAUCAGGGCAAGGAGAUCUGUUCCGGGCCAGGCGAGGCAAGAGGUCGUUUCUGUGGCAGGGGGCCUGCGGGCAGGUGACAGGAGGCGGAGGCGGAGGCGGCGCAGGACCCGCCCCCGCUACGCUCUCCUUCACGGGAAGUGAUGUGGGGCCGGACGGAAAAAACCGCCAAGCACCCAAAAAAGGCCAGUCAUUUGGGGUCCCAAGCUCCGUUUGGAAGGGAGUACCUAAGGGAUUGAACACUACGGGGACGCAGUACCUCGAGGACUCAGCACUGCAGGGACGCAACGCCGCGGGGACAGCACCAAAGCCCAGAGCACCGAACCGGGUGAAGCCCAGAGGCCUUCAUCAUGGCGGAUGGGGAUUAUGAUUACCUCAUCAAGUUUUUGGCCUUGGGAGACUCUGGAGUGGGAAAGACCAGUGUGCUGUACCAGUAUACAGAUGGGAAAUUCAACUCCAAAUUCAUCACCACAGUGGGCAUUGACUUCAGGGAAAAGAGAGUGGUGUACAGAGCUAAUGGACCAGAUGGAGCCGUGGGCCGAGGCCAGAGGAUCCACCUGCAGUUAUGGGACACGGCAGGACAGGAGAGGUUUCGUAGUUUGACCACUGCGUUCUUCAGAGAUGCUAUGGGUUUCCUGCUACUGUUCGACCUGACAAAUGAGCAAAGUUUCCUCAAUGUCCGAAAUUGGAUAAGCCAGCUACAAAUGCAUGCAUACUGUGAAAACCCGGAUAUAGUGCUGUGUGGAAAUAAGAGUGACCUAGAAGACCAGCGGGCAGUGAAAGAGGAGGAAGCCAGGGAACUCGCAGAGAAGUAUGGAAUCCCCUAUUUUGAAACUAGUGCUGCCAAUGGGACGAACAUAAACCAAGCAAUUGAGAUGCUCCUGGACCUGAUAAUGAAGCGGAUGGAACGGUGUGUGGAUAAGUCCUGGAUUCCAGAAGGCGUGGUGCGAUCCAACGGUCACACUUCUGCAGAUCAGCUAAGUGCGGAGAAAGAGAAGGGGCUGUGCGGCUGUUGAGACAGCCUCCAGGUGUGCACUGCAGCGGCCCAGAGCUUCUGCCUGCGAGCUGAGCCGCAGAGAUCCAGCCCGCACCGUGAACAAUGGUGAAUAACACUGUAUCGAAUGCCAAUUGCUUCUCCUCGUCUCCAGUAGACAUUAACUCAGCAUCCGUUUGUAACUUGUUGCAGCUUUAACGUAUCCAAGAAUUGGGAGAACUAUUUCACAGAGCCAAAAGUGCCUUGUAAAGCCUAGGCCCAUGGUGGCAGGUCAUUCAGGGAUUCAAGAGUUUGCAGCCAUGAAAGGUUGCAUCUGAUGGCACCGCCACCUGCCAUAGCACAGAUUGACCUGGAGUCUCAUUAGAGAGUCUCGUUAGAAGCAUUAGGAUCUCUGAGCAAUGAAAGGCUAAUCCAGAUUUUAAAAUCCACACCAUAGUUGACCUAGAACACUUGAAUGCUAAUAUUAUGUACACGUUGGACCAAUGUCUUUCAGCACACUGUCUUUGACACAAUUUGUCAAAGGGAAGGCUUACGUUAAAAUUACAGCCAUAUCUGUAGACUGGGUUGCCUAUAGGUGUGGUGGUGGUGGGAAGGGUUUGUAGGACAGGGGUGGGUGAAGUAGUGGAAGCCAGUGAAGUCAGAUUUCCUGGCUCUUGGCUUCAGGGUCAUGGAGACUCAGAUGUUUAUUUGUGGUCUGUUGAUUCAGUCCAUGGCUGAGCAUAGCUGGUGCUUCUGCUGUAUGCAUGCUAAGAAACCAUUUCUUGCUUUUCUCUUCAUAUUUAUAUUUUUGUCUGGCACCUUCAGGCUGUAGUUUCAUUUGUCGACUCCUAAUCAGACUUUACCUUCAGGCUGGGUGUCAUUGCUAUUUCCCAGUUUGUUUUCUCUCCCAUUAGUGUAAUCGAAGGUAUUUCUUUUUAAUUAAAACACAUGCUUAUUUGCUAUGUGGAGGGAGAGCAGUGUCUGUAUUUAAAAAGUCGUGUUUGUAUGCUAGUUUAGGAAAAGUGUUUUGUUGCCUGUACUUUCACUGGGAAUGUGGGCAUCUGUGUACUCGUGUAUCUUGCCAAGACCUUGUGUUGUACUCUAUUGCCUCAGUAUCUUCUUGCCCAAAAAGGGUGGUUUAAAAUGUUCUACAUAGCCAGGUGGUGGUGGCACACGCCUUUAAUCCCAGCACUCAGGAGGCAGAGGCGGCCAGAUCUCUGUGAGUUCAAGGCCAACCUGGUCUACAAGAGCUAGUUCCAGGACAGGCUCCAAAGCCACAGAGAAACUCUGUCUCGAAACAAAACAAAACAAAAAAUAUGUUCUUCAUAGAAUCUAUUUCUUCAGGCCUAAGGUAUUUCAUUCAGAGCAAAAUUCUUUUAAAAAGGCUUAAAAAAAGUAAACCAAAAUCUCCAAAGAACUUUACCAAGGGGAAAAAAAAAUCACCAAUUAUAAUUUUAAAAAGUAAAAACUGUGGGUGUCUUUUUUUUGACACUAAUUGGCAGAACUUGUAAUAGCUGUAAUUAGUAAAACAAAUAUAAAGGAAAAUGUUCGCGUGGUAGUUUUCAAGUGACAGAGUCUCACUAUGUAGCCCUGGCUGUCGUGGAACUCCUUUGUAGCUCAGGCUAGCCUCAGACUCACAGAGAUUUGCCCCCCUCUGCCUCCCAAGUGCUGGGAUUAAAGGUGGAGCCAUCACCCAGUUAGUGGCAGCUCACGCCUUUAAUCCCAGUGCACUAGAGGCAGAGGCAGGCAGAUCACUCUGAGUUUGAGGGCAGCCUGGUCUAGAGCUAGUUCCAGGACAGCCAGGGUUACAUUGAGAACACUGAGAAACCUUGUCUUGGGGGAAAAAAGACCCCCUCACCCCCAAAAAAGUGGAGCCAUCGUACCCACCAACCGUUAAAAGGCUUUUUUAAAAUUCAACACCCAUCAUUUAUUGUCAUUGUCCUUGAUCCCCUCUCCAGCAAAAUUAGCUGCAGCUACUAAGCUUUUUCUGUCAUUGAAAUGAAGGAUUCUUUGAAACACCAAAGUUGUCAUUAAGGCCUUUGCUUCUGCCUAUGUCUGAACUAUGUCCUGUGUUUCAAGGGGCAGACCAUGCAUACCAGUGCCUUCCAAAGUUACUCUAAGACAUCAGUGGAGUUUGUCACCUUCUAAAUGUUCUGUUGUAAAUAAAAUUAAGUUAAUGCUUGCAUAAUGCUGCUUUCAAGAAGUAGAUCCACAGUGAGAUGCAAGUCUUGUUGGCUCCAAACCUGGCACAGGGUUAAGUGUGUGUGAUAGACACCCACACAAGAACUGCCUUUGUCUCUUGGAAACAAACAACUCCAAAACCCUGUAUUCUCUUUGAAAAUGGUUUAAAUUUGAUAUAAAAUUGCCAUAUUUUUUGUGUUAAGGUAUUUUUCUAUUUGGAAAUCUGUAUAAAAGCAAAUGCUCUUCAGUGAACUUUGUGCCAAUUAAACAAUAAUAAAAAAUA
Messenger RNA from Chionomys nivalis (European snow vole), 3545 nucleotides. RefSeq names its product RAB27A, member RAS oncogene family (gene Rab27a). Bases 459 to 1124 code for a protein of 221 amino acids. The record is from RefSeq and is a predicted model, not a curated record. Lineage: Eukaryota; Metazoa; Chordata; Mammalia; Rodentia; Cricetidae. Gene Ontology annotation, biological process: positive regulation of exocytosis; melanosome transport. The transcript is spliced from 6 exons. Gene Ontology annotation, molecular function: GTP binding; GTPase activity. Gene Ontology annotation, cellular component: melanosome; secretory granule.